This is a messenger RNA of Lactuca virosa, 1435 nucleotides long. The record is from the annotation of a GenBank genome assembly. Lineage: Eukaryota; Viridiplantae; Streptophyta; Magnoliopsida; Asterales; Asteraceae.
CACCAACACGACCCAACGCCUGAAUCUGUCCCUAAGAAUGAAUAUUCAUGUAGACGAACCACUAACACCCGCUGGCCGCGUGUUGGUGCAGCCGGCAAUGGAUCAGAUCAUCAACUGUGUUCUCGGACUAGAUCGUCCUGUCGGAAUACAACUUGUACGAUCUGUCAUCUCUGAUUCUCUCAUUAUAAACCACCCAAGAUUCACCAGCCUUUUGGUCAAAGAUAAUCAUGGCCGUGAACGCUGGAAAAAAGUCGAACUCGACAUCGACCGGCAUAUCAUCUUUCUCCCUGACGCCGUUGACGGCAGCAACGAUGACGACGAGGCGGCAGUCAACGACUACAUCGCCGACCUAACAGUCUCAUGUCCGCUCAGCACCGAUAAGCCUCUGUGGGAGGUACAUAUCUUGCCGGCGCACAAGUGCGUCGUGCUGCGUCUCCAUCACUCGCUCGGUGACGGAGUGUCUCUCCUGUCUUUGAUGUUGACUAUGUGUAGAAAAGUCAGCGACGCCGAUAAGAUGCCGACGAUCGAACUACCUCCAUCUUCUAGAAGCGACCGGAGAGAGAGUGCCGGAAAAAGAUUCUGGAAGUUGCUGAAAAUGAUAUGGUUUACGUUGAUUUAUACGUUUGAGUUUUUUUUGAGGUCUAUGUGGGUUCGGGACAAGAAGACGGUGGUGAGAGGCGGAGCAGGAGUGGAGCUGUGGCCGAGGAAACUGGCCACCGCGAGGUUUAGCCUUGAUGAUAUGAAAAUGGUUAAGAACGCCUUCGUAAGCACAACGAUCAACGACGUCCUUUUUGGUGUAAUAUCAUCGGGGCUAUCAAGAUAUUUGGAUGAUCACUCACCAAAACCUAUUAAAGAAGGACUUCGAAUCACCGGUGCCGCCAUGGUUAAUCUGAGGCCAUCACAAGGACUCCAGGAAUUCACUGAAUUAAUGAAAAGUGGUUCAAAAUCAAGGUGGGGAAACAAAUUUGCUCUGAUGCUCUUACCAAUUUAUUACCAUACAAAUGGGUCUGAUCCUUUGCAAUAUUUGAAGAGAGCCAAGAUGAUGAUAGACAGGAAGAAGUUCUCUUUAGAAGCUUUUCUAUCAUACAAAAUCGGUUGCUUUAUUAUGAAAUGCUUGGGACCAAAGUUUGUAAGUUCGAUUAAUUACAGGAUAGCUUGUAACACUAGCUUCACAAUUUCAAAUGUGAUUGGCCCUAGAGAAGAGUUUAUGAUUGCAGGCGUCCCGGUUACCUACAUCAGAACCACGUCUUCAAGCUUACCACAUGCAAUUACUAUGCAUAUGGUGAGUUAUGCAGGAAAGGCAGACAUGCAAAUUCUUGUUGCUAAAGACAUCAUUCCUUACCCAGAAAAAUUAGCAAAAUGUUUCGAAGAUGCGCUGUUAGAAAUGAAGGAAGCUGCAUUGAAAAUACGAUGUGAAUGUUAAAGUACAACACCU